Molecule: messenger RNA, 546 nt
Organism: Sordaria macrospora k-hell
Lineage: Eukaryota; Fungi; Ascomycota; Sordariomycetes; Sordariales; Sordariaceae
Source: RefSeq, a predicted model, not a curated record
AUGAGACAACCCCAAACCCGCAUUAGCAUUCACGCUACCCCUAUGGCACUUUCUUCUCUCAUCCAUCAUCGCGCCAGCAGCACGGCCGCGAGGAUGAAGGCCGUCACAGUAUCCUCGAGGAUCAGGCCCAACCUGCCGCAACCCUCAGCCCAAGACACACACACUAUCAGUUUGAACAAAAGCAGAUUCAACGCCAUUCCCAGUGUCAAAACAAGAAGGGACCGCCUUGACCUUGACCUUGACCUUGCCCGCCAGCAGGCAAAUGGUUCUCUCUCCCACUACAUGUCCCAUUCUUAUACCACUGGCAUCGAUAGUACCUCCAUGUCAUCACAUGCACUAGCAACAACCCGCCUCCAUCCAUUUACGGUCAUGAUGCUUCGGUAUCAGACGCUUGCAGUCAGGAAUAACCAGGUUCAUUACCCCGAGGAGGAGGUUCAGAAGGGCAGAAUGGAUAACAAGGAACGGGUCGACGGUCAAGGAGACGGUACCAAGGAGGAGCACAGCGAGAGAAAUAUGGGGUUGAACAAGAGGGAAACUAAGAAUUAG